AUGGCUGCCUCCGCUGUCCGAUUUGUUGCUCCUCUCCGAAGCGCCCUCAGCGUUCCCCGGUUCCGAGCUUCCUCCGCUCUCCGCUACGCCGCUCAACCAAACGUCAGACGGGCAUUCUCUCAGAGCUCAUUGCUUCAAGCGAAGAAGUACACCAAACAGCACGAAUGGAUAGAUGUGGCUGCUGAUGGCAAGACCGCUACCAUUGGUAUCACCGAUUAUGCUGCCAAGGCUCUAGGAGAUGUUGUUUACGUUGAAUUACCCGCCGUGAAGGAUGAGGUAGCUUCUGGUGACACCAUCGGUGCUGUUGAGUCCGUCAAGUCUGCCUCAGAUAUCAUGUCCCCUGCAACCGGAAAGGUGAUCGAGGUCAACACGGUGCUAGAGGAGAAGCCCAAGACCGUCAACGACUCGCCCGAGGGAGAUGGAUGGUUCGCUAAGAUUGAAAUUACCGAUUCUAGUGAACUGAACGAAUUGAUGGACGCCGAGGCAUACAAGGCCUCAUUGGAGAACACCGAUUAA
Molecule: messenger RNA, 516 nt
Organism: Microsporum canis CBS 113480
Lineage: Eukaryota; Fungi; Ascomycota; Eurotiomycetes; Onygenales; Arthrodermataceae
Product: glycine cleavage system H protein
Exons: 3
Coding region: 1-516 (171 amino acids)
Biological process (GO): glycine decarboxylation via glycine cleavage system; protein lipoylation
Cellular component (GO): cytoplasm; glycine cleavage complex; mitochondrion
Source: RefSeq, a predicted model, not a curated record